Pseudo-nitzschia multistriata is the source of this 1052-nucleotide messenger RNA. The record is from the annotation of a GenBank genome assembly. NCBI's taxonomy places the organism in Eukaryota, Bacillariophyta, Bacillariophyceae, Bacillariales, Bacillariaceae.
CACGAAUGAAUCGAUCUCAAGAUGGCACUCACUUCGAGCCAAGAAGGAACGAUCAAUGGGACAAAAUGAUCGAGCACACAAGAUUCUGCGAGAAGAAAAAUGAAGAAGUCCAAAACCUUUCACGAUAAACUCGAUGCGGCAACAGACAAGAAGGAAUGUGGAGUGUAUCUCUACGAUGGCUUYUUGUCAUCCGGCGAAGCCCGAAAAGCCUUCGACAUCUUCGACGACGACUCGAAAUUCCCUUGGGACACCAAACCUGUCCUCUUUGGAGAAACUCUCACGUCCCAUGCCUAUGAACACGACCGCUAUCAAUUUCGCAAGAAGAAGGUACGCCGSGCUCUGACAAGCAACGAACGUGRCCUUUUCAAGCUCGAGGAAUUGUGUUCCAAAAUCGAGCGAGACUUUGACGUCAAAAUUUCCUACGUCUUUUGCAAUCGAUUUCAGGACCCGAAGCACAGAAUGAGCUGGCACAAGGAUACCUACGGCGAGCACAUUUGCGUCCUGACGCUCGGGUCGGAACGCCGCAUCGAAUUUCGAAACAACAAAACCCGUAGGGUGGAAGCAUUGACCCCGGCUUCCGGCGAUUUGUAUCUGAUGCCCCUGCGYGUCAACAAGUACUACAAACACCGGGUAUGUUCGGCGAUGGCUUCGUGGGGAAAAUCAAAUACUUGCCACGAUGUUCCACCAGAAGAUAUCACGCGCCUCUCGUUUGUAUUUUUCUUCGAGCCACCGGAGUAUGCAAGAAAAGAGUUCAGGAUUUCCACAAGAGACAUGCUCGUUGGAAUCGUAGAGGACUUUCGGGAAAAGACGGGUUUCUGGUAGGCGUUGCUUGCAGAAUUGUGGCUUUCUUUAUGUUUUGUAGCACAAAAUUAAUUGGAUUUGAUGAAGAUUUUUUACAUCUCCAAACGGGUACWGUUGCUUUUCUUGUUGAUAGUUACUGUACUACUGUACUUCUAUUUUGGUUCCUCCUUGAGCAUUCGGACUGCUUCUGCCAAAACGAUAUUUUUUUUUGAGGAUGAUAACGACUUGAAAAACAAAUCACGACUAUUCUG